Molecule: messenger RNA, 1264 nt
Organism: Vigna unguiculata (cowpea)
Lineage: Eukaryota; Viridiplantae; Streptophyta; Magnoliopsida; Fabales; Fabaceae
Product: protein LIGHT-DEPENDENT SHORT HYPOCOTYLS 5 pseudogene
Source: RefSeq, a predicted model, not a curated record
UUUUCCACUUUUCUCCUCUCUCUCCCCCUCUCUCUUUCUUUCUUACUCAUGAAAAAGAAACCAAAAGCCAGAAAUCCUUUCCCAUGAAAACAUCAACCUCAAACCCUCUUCACACUCUCAUUCAUUCACACUCCCCAAAAACAAAACCAAAAACCACACUCACCUAAUUCACUACUCCCCAGUCCAACACACACACAAAAAGAAAAAAACACUCUUCAUUCAGAUCACACCACAAAACACACACUCAACCAACCUCAGUGUUCUACAAGGUCUUCACCAUGGACUCAUCAUCAGGGGGAGCACAACCCCAACCACCCUCUACCACAAAACCUCCUCCACCACCAUCACCUUCCACAGCUCCACCACAACCUCAAGGAUCAUCACCGGCACCACCACCACCACCAAGCCGCUAUGAAUCCCAGAAGCGUCGAGACUGGAACACCUUCUUCCAGUACCUGCACAACCACAAGCCCCCAUUGACGUUAGCACGGUGCAGUGGAGCACACGUCAUUGAAUUCUUGAAGUACCUGGACCAGUUUGGCAAAACCAAGGUCCACAUAUCCGGGUGUCCCCAUUUCGGACACCCGAACCCUCCUGCACCCUGCGCUUGUCCUCUCAAACAAGCGUGGGGCAGUCUUGACGCCCUUAUCGGACGACUCAGGGCGGCCUACAAAGAAAAUGGUGGCCGUCCUGAGUCUAAUCCGUUUGGCGCCAAAGCUGUUAUGAUUUACCUCAAGGAAGUGAAGGAGGGCCAGGCCAAAGCUAGAGGGGUCCCCUACGAGAAGAAGAAGCGCAAGAGGUCCACCACAAGAGUGUCUAAGGUGAGUGAUAGUGGCGGUGAGAGUAGUAUAGUUCUUCCAGUGAGCGGCAACAAUGAUACUAAGGUUGGUGUUGACGCUGGUUCUAGUGCUAGUUUACCUUCUUCAACAACAAGUGUUAGCACAACCACAGCAUAAUUUCAAUGAUUACUUAUUGAUUUUUACCAUUUUUUAGGGUUACUUACUAUACCUAUAUUUAGCAUUCUAAAUUACACGGAUUAUAAUUUAAGUUGUAUAUUAUAUUAUGAUGGGUUUCCAUCAACGAAAAUUAGGUGUAGAUAUUGUCUAAUUAUUUGUCUCAUGCUCAAUCAUUCUAGUCUCUAUCAACUGUUGAGCUAGAAUUAUUGGUGUAAGCUUGUUGUAUUUCACAUGGCACUUCAUCACUAGGUUUCUUUAUCACUAUGUCAUGAUUUAAGAUCUCAAAUGAAAUAGUCCAUUGUAGAGGA